Pistacia vera is the source of this 375-nucleotide messenger RNA. RefSeq lists its product as uncharacterized. The transcript has a single exon. Lineage: Eukaryota; Viridiplantae; Streptophyta; Magnoliopsida; Sapindales; Anacardiaceae. The coding region runs from base 1 to 375 and encodes 124 amino acids. The record is from RefSeq and is a predicted model, not a curated record.
AUGGUUCUCAGCACUCUUUCAUUCUCAACUUCACUAGGCAUUAUAUUGUUGCUUAUAAGUGGAGUACCUCUCAGGAAUAGAGUUUCAGUGUGGAUUUUGCUGGUAGGAAUGUGGGCUACAGUGCUGUUUGUAGCAGCUGCAUAUUAUUUCUCAAUCAGCUUGGUGGUACCACAUGGUCAUGAUAAAAUAUUUGAUCUUAUUACUUAUUGGUACCCAGAGCUUUGGGGUGUUUUGCUUGCAGCCAUAAUUUUGAUUCACUUACUUAGAUUCCAUCGGUGGCUGGCGAAGGAACUGUUCAUGGGUGUGAUAUAUGUUCUUAAAUGUUGCUGUUGUAGGAACAAACAACAGCAUCAUCAGCUUGCGGAGAGUGUUUAA